Coprinopsis cinerea okayama7#130 is the source of this 1231-nucleotide messenger RNA. RefSeq lists its product as hypothetical. NCBI's taxonomy places the organism in Eukaryota, Fungi, Basidiomycota, Agaricomycetes, Agaricales, Psathyrellaceae. The transcript has 4 exons. The coding region runs from base 118 to 954 and encodes 278 amino acids. The record is from RefSeq and is a predicted model, not a curated record.
UGGCGCUCGACGACACGAUAAAAACUCUAGCUCGCCUGAUUUUGGUCGACGACCUACGAUUACGAUUACUUGCAGAGGACAUAGGAUUGCCCAUAGCUGGCCUCGGUGUCAUCCAAAAUGCCCACCCGAGUCGAAAGAAUGCCAUCUGAGCAACGGCACCAUCCGCACCACGACAAAGUGCGCAUCCACGACCCACACCAGCCCAACCCCCAAUGGGUGCACAAAGAGGCUCUGAGGGUCGCCAUUGGGAGUAUUCUAGCUCCUAAACGCCCACCUUCCAACUUCCCACCGAACUCUCGGUCAACGUCGGGCACAGCGAGCCCGUACUACUCGUUCCCAACGUCUGGCGCGCACACCCCUGGGUCGGGGACACCUGCGAACGCUGGACUCGGUGGGAUCCCUCAUGGCGAGUACCUGCACCCCCACCACGCCUUCCUGCAAGCAGGCCAUCAUAGCAAUCACCCCCAUUCUACGCACCCUCACACGCCCUCCAGGCUAUCCCAUUCGUCGCACCACUCGCCUCAAGGGGGUUCUUCGCGUGCAUCGCCUACUGGGACUAAGCCUCCUGUCGAGAUCGGACUUCCUGAGCAUGCUGCGCAACAGCAACAGCAGCAGCCGCAUCUCCAAAUCCCAGUGGUACGUCCGACACACCAUAACGAAAACGCUGCGCCUCAGGGAGGUGCGGCGGCGAGGAGCAACGCGGUAGUGGCGAAUGGCCAUGGGAAUGUCGCGCAGCCUCGUCCGAUAGUGACACCGCUGCAGCCUAUGUGCGGCGGGAAUGCGCGGUCGAGUUCGUUGCCCGCGGACGUACCCGAUGCCAAUGGACGCGGUUUGCCUGGGGAGCCUCCGUCUCCACCGCACACCGGUGGACGAGGAACUCCCCGAGCCAAGUUUAUCGAAAAGCUCCAAAGCAAGAGCGCUUGGGACGCCCUUAUCCACGGGUCGUUCUCGUGAGCAGUCUUACUAUUGAUGAGUGAGUCUCGGUCUCGACCUUACCGUUUUGCCUCUCUCCCUCCGGCCUUUGAACAUCUUAAUUCGAAUCGACAACAGAGUCGACAACAUUUGUGUUCUUUUUCUGCUACAUCUUCGAGAUCCUGGUACAGGGCUGUUACAUCUAUCUAUCUAUGACAAGCGGUAGACAUAGGCCUUUAUGGGCUUCCCAGUUCUGUUGUACUAAUUCUAAUCAGGGGCGACACUUGGGAAGGCUGGCACUCCUACUGGUCUUCCCAGA